Bombyx mandarina (wild silkworm) is the source of this 678-nucleotide messenger RNA. RefSeq lists its product as uncharacterized. Gene Ontology annotation, molecular function: chitin binding. Gene Ontology annotation, cellular component: extracellular region. Lineage: Eukaryota; Metazoa; Arthropoda; Insecta; Lepidoptera; Bombycidae. The record is from RefSeq and is a predicted model, not a curated record.
GUCGAGUACAUAUUACACAAAAAAAGGUCUAAAGGUAAAAGAUAAGAUUUAAAACUGCGUGAGACUUGUUAAACAAAGUACAGAGUGCAUGUGAAUAUAAAGGAUGAAUAAAUUGUUGAAAUGCGUAGUUCUAAUGGGAUUAUGUGAAAGUGUCAGCCAAACAUCGCUAUGUACUGCCCGUGGAAGAUAUCCAAACAACGAUGUUGAAGACUGUCGUGGAUACACUAUGUGUCUGAUGGGAGGAGCGAAUAAUUUUACCCAAUACCGACUAACGUGCCCCAUAGGCUUCGUUUACAGCCAUAAAGAGCAACAAUGCACAAAUAUCACCAGUUACUCUUGCCACGAAUCUUACAAUUGCACGAGUAGGGGUUACUUCGCGAGUGAAAGCUGCACAUCAUACAUUGCUUGCGUUGAAGCGAUAAAUGGCUUGGCGACAGCCAGAUUGGUAAAGUGUCCAAUGAAUACUGUUUUCAAUCCAGAGGAUGGGUUAUGCGUUCACGUAAACUCAUACAAGUGUAACAUUAAAAGUAGUGAUCAAACGGAUUUGUACACAGAGGAAGUGUUUAAAGAUUCUCGAAAUUUUACUUUCAACGGGGCCUUCAAAAUUAAUGUUAGAUACAUCCAAAAUGGAUUUGUAUGUUUAACGAUAGCUUUGUUAUUAUAUUAAUAAAUUUUUCU